Molecule: messenger RNA, 1173 nt
Organism: Closterium sp. NIES-65
Lineage: Eukaryota; Viridiplantae; Streptophyta; Zygnematophyceae; Desmidiales; Closteriaceae
Source: the annotation of a GenBank genome assembly
AUGCUCGUAUCCAUCCUUUUUCGCGAUGGUCAAACGCGGGUCGCACAAUAUGUUAGUAUCAUCCUCAUCCCACCCAUUUCUUUCCGCCCAUCCCUUCCGCCCAUUUCUUUCCGCCCAUCCCUUCCGCCCAUUUCGUCCCCCCCAUUCCCUUUCUCGCAACCCAUCUUCUCCGCUCGUUCGCUCAUUUCUCCCUUUGCCCAUUCCUCUCCGCUCCUUUCUGCCGCCGUUGCACAUUUCCUCUCUUUUCAUCCCACAUCAUUUUCCCUGCCUUUCCUCAUCCCUUUGCCUUCCUUUCCCCCCCUUGUCCCCCCCGUGUCCCCCCCCUGUCCGCCUCCUGUCCGCCUCCAUGUCCCCCUCCUUUCUCUCUCCUUUCCCCUUCCAUUUUCCCUGCUUCCCCUCUCCUGUCUGAUCAACUUCCUCUCCCCCUCCUUUCCCACGCCUCUCUCCCUCCUCUCCCCCUCCUCUCCCCCUCCUUUCCCCCUCCUUUCCCCCUCCUUACCCCUUCCGCCCUCCUGCGUUUGUGUCGCAUCUGCCUCUUUCCUCCACCUUUCCCCUCCUUUUGCCCUCCUUUCCCUUUCCUGCCAUUAUCACUCUUCCCUCCUUUUCCCCCUCCCUUACCCCCCCGCGUGCGCCCCCCUCCCCCCAUGCUGCGCUGCACGUGGCACUCUGGCAGGCGUGCCACUCUUUUUUUUCUCCUUUCCGCCUCCGCCCCCCUCCUUCCCUCUCCUUCGUCACGAUUCCUCUCCAUCACUCCUUCUUUACCCUCCUUUCUGCCCUUCUCCUCCUUUCCCCUACUUUCACACUCCUUUUUCUGCUCCCUUUUUCCUGCUUUCCCCACCUUUCUUCCCUGUCUUUUACCGCGCUGCAAGCGGCAGGGGUGCAGGCGGCGUGCCGGGAGGGCGGGAGCGGGGAGGCAGGCAGGCGUGGUCUCUACGGGGCCCACCACUCGCCCUGCCACCACACGCGCUGCUCCUCAGCCCCUCCUUCCUACCGCUUGCCCACUCCCCCCCCUCCCUCCUCGCCAUCCCCCAUCUCCAUGCUGUGCCAUCCACUCCCCACAUCACCCUGCAUGCCCCCACCCCCCCUCGCCCUCUUCCCACCGCGCCGUUCGCACUCCCACGCGCACCACUUGCCCCUCCACGGCGUGUCCCCUCUCAGCAGUCAACGCCGUGA